Molecule: messenger RNA, 1007 nt
Organism: Hevea brasiliensis (rubber tree)
Lineage: Eukaryota; Viridiplantae; Streptophyta; Magnoliopsida; Malpighiales; Euphorbiaceae
Product: sodium/calcium exchanger NCL2-like
Exons: 3
Coding region: 303-1007 (234 amino acids)
Biological process (GO): intracellular calcium ion homeostasis; calcium ion transmembrane transport
Cellular component (GO): membrane
Molecular function (GO): calcium ion binding; calcium:proton antiporter activity
Source: RefSeq, a predicted model, not a curated record
CAAGUAUGUACAAAAUAACCUGCUACAAUCUCUCUGCACGUCGGACGGGAAGCCUAAUGAAACCAAUCUAAGAGAGUAAGAUUUCCCAUGUAUAUAAUCAGAUUUUGUAGCAUAUAUAUAUGAAUUUUAGGAGCAUGUUGCAGUCCUAAUGUUACUUUUGUUCUCAAUACGUUUGUAGGCUAUUUCACAAGAUUAAUCAGAACGACGAUGCACAAAUAUCAGCUGCUGAACUGAGGGCAUUAAUACAUGGGAUACAGAUACAACAGGUUGGCCUGACUGAGGAUGAUUUUGCGUCAAAAAUUAUGGAAGAGUUUGAUAUCUCUGGAGAUUCUAGUAUAAGUGAAACUGAGUUUGUUCAAGGGAUGUCAAAAUGGAUUAGGGAGGCUAAUGUCUCUGGGACUAAUCAAGGAAGUAAAACCAAGAAAAAAUCAUCUAGCACUGGCAGCAAUUCAAAGGGAACAACUGAAGAGCAGCAGAGCCUGGUGGCUAAAGGCCAGGAAAAUAAGAAGACUGAUAAGAAUACUUGGUGGACUUAUGCUAAGGCAGCUCUUCUAAUUCUUUCUGGAACUGCUGUUACUUUUCUGCUUGCAACACCUCUAAUGCAAACUCUCCAAGAUUUCGCAACAGCUAUAAGCAUCCCCUCAUUCUUGGUAUCAUAUUUUGUAGUACCCUUGGCUUUAAGCUUCAAGCAGGCAUAUAGAGCAAUAACUUCUGCCAGAGAAAAGACACAAAAGGCAGUCUCUUUGACAUUUUCAGAGCUCUAUGGUGGAGUGUUCAUGAACAAUGUAAUGGGGUUGGCAACCUUCCUGGCACUUGUUUGCGUAAAAGAUUUGUCAUGGAAUGUAUCAGCUGAAAUCCUUACUGUUCUGAUUAUUUGCAGUGGAAUGGGUCUCUCUGCGACCUUCUCCACCAAAUUUCCAUUCUGGACAAGUAUCGUAGCAUAUGCUCUCUACCCCAUAUCUCUGGCUUUCAUUUAUGUUCUUACCAUUGUUCUUGGAUGGGGCUAA